Cadophora gregata is the source of this 1764-nucleotide messenger RNA. RefSeq lists its product as uncharacterized. Gene Ontology annotation, cellular component: spliceosomal complex. The transcript has 4 exons. Lineage: Eukaryota; Fungi; Ascomycota; Leotiomycetes; Helotiales; Ploettnerulaceae. The record is from RefSeq and is a predicted model, not a curated record. Bases 1 to 1764 code for a protein of 587 amino acids.
AUGUCGAGCCUUGAUGAUUUAUUCAAGAAGCCAGCCCUUCCCAGCAACAAAAGAAAACUAGAAGCAUCUCGAGACCCAAAUGAGAUAUACAAAUCCGCGAAACUUGCCUCGAAUGGCCAUGCGAAGAGCAAUGGCAAGCAAGCAGCCGUCGUAGAUGAGGACGACGAUAUGGAAGCUGGCCCCGCUGCACCACCCGACGACCAAGAAGACUACGGUCCAGAUAUACCAGACGAUGAGGAGGGACGGUUCUUUGGCGGCGGAGUUACACAAGAAGAGAACGAGAUAUUAGAUUACAUGGAUGGACAAGAACCCGCGGAGAUCGCUCCAGAAAAGAUUGAUUCAGCUUGGCUGCGGAAACUGGCGCUCAAUUUCGAGAAGAAGAUCUCAAAGAAUGCGGAGCUACGAGCGAAGUUUGAAGGCGACCCCCAGAAGUUUAUGGGUAGUGAGGCAGACUUAGAUGCGGAUAUUAAGGCGUUGAGUAUCUUGACUGAACACCCAGAGCUGUACGGAGAAUUUGCGAAGCUUGGUUGCGUGGCCAGCUUGGUGGGACUACUGGCACACGAGAAUACAGACAUUGCGAUUGAUGCAGUGGAAAUCAUCAGCGAGUUGACGGACGAAGAUGUUGAGGCUGAGCAGGAGCAGUGGAAUGAAAUCGUGGAUGCUAUGGUCGAAGCCGAUUUAAUGGACCUACUGGUUUCGAACUUCGCAAGGUUCAACGAGUCAAAUGAGUCCGAUCGCAGUGGAAUUUACCAUGCACUGAGUGUUCUGGAGAAUAUGGCAUCAAGGACAUCACUGGCAGAGAAGAUUGGACAAGAUACAACGGUGCUGAAAUGGUUGUUGGGUCGGAUACCAAAAAAGGAAUCACCCGUGUCGCAAAACAAACAAUAUGCUGCGGAAGUUCUCGCCAUUAUGUUACAGUCCUCACCAAUCAAUCGGCGGAAACUCUCCGAGCUGGAUGGUGUUGAUCUGCUACUACAAAUCUUGGCUGCUUACCGCAAGCGAGACCCCCUGAAAGGAACCGAGGAGGAAGAGUUCGUGGAGAAUAUUUUCGAUGCGCUCACCUGUGUUGUGGACGAACCCGAAGGAAAGCAAAAAUUCGUUGAGGCUGAAGGUGUCGAGUUGUGUCUUAUCAUGAUCAAGGAAGGCAAGAUGAGCAAAUCCAGGGCACUGCGAUUGAUUGACCACGCUUUGGGUGGCCAGAGUGGCGCGGAAGUAUGCGAAAAGCUGGUCGAGGCAGCAGGAUUAAAGGUUGUCUUUGGCAUGUUCAUGAAAAAGCAAGAUGGUCAGACGACGGAGCACUUGCUGGGAAUCUUCUCUUCGCUGUUGAGGCUACUGCCUGCGAAUUCUGCAGGAAGAAUACGAACACUAGCGAAAUUUGUGGAAAAGGAGUACGAGAAACUGGGAAAGCUUGUCAAGCUGAGGAGGGAUUAUGCGACGAGGCUGGAUGCUGUCGACAAGGACAUCAGAGCUGAGCAGGUCAAGAUGGAUGCAGAGGAGAGGGAAGAAAUGGCGGAUGAGUGGUUGGGACGGCGCCUGGAUGCGGGCUUGUUUUGCCUGCAGACUAUUGACGUUGUUUUAGCUUGGCUGGUUGCCGAAGAUGAUGGUGCCAAGAAGAAGAUUCAGAGCCUUCUUGCUGACCGAGAUGAGUCUUUGGCGGUGGUAAAAGCCACGAUACAACAACAACUUGAUACCAUAGUCGGCGAUACAGAAGAAGAGACAUGGACGAAAGACAUGCUAAAUGCAUUGAUACCAUUCUUGACAUAG